Messenger RNA from Vitis riparia (riverbank grape), 1072 nucleotides. Its product is annotated as auxin-responsive protein SAUR50-like. The record is from RefSeq and is a predicted model, not a curated record. Bases 419 to 832 code for a protein of 137 amino acids. NCBI's taxonomy places the organism in Eukaryota, Viridiplantae, Streptophyta, Magnoliopsida, Vitales, Vitaceae. Gene Ontology annotation, biological process: response to auxin. The transcript is spliced from 2 exons.
AUUCUUUUUAGUCAAUUCCCCAUAUCCUAAAUUUUGGAGUUAAAAGAAUUUGACUCAUAGGUAUAUACACCCAAUGUAUUGGAGUCCAAACAACAUAGAUUUUUAUAUCAACACUUAGAGUUAGCCAUUUGGAAAAACAAAACCUCCAUGAUUGACAUUGUGUAAAAAGUGUGUUUUUGAUUUCCAUUUUAUGAUUGAGAGAAAAGGGUACUUUAACCUAUUGUUGUAGUGUAAUUUAUAAUGCUAGCUAUAGAUGGUUAAAUGAACUCUUUUUUUAGUGAAUCUCCAAUGGAACAUCGGAAGUGCUUGAAUUUGUGAGGCAGAUACGAUUUGUUUGUAGAAAGAGAUUCCGGGAUUACUGACAACAAAUACUUUUUGGAUAGAAGAGUAUUUAUUGUGAGCUAGACUUGAAGCUGAGAUGAACUCAUUUAAGGUCUGUUUGGUGAAGAUGAGGAGGAGAGGAGGUGCAUUGGUGCUAAGGCUUGUCAGGAAGAUGCUAACAAGAGUCUUUACGUUUUCAAGAAGAUCAAAUUUCACUGUCAGAGCUGCUGCUGCUGCUGCUGUUGAUGAUGAUUGUGAUGACGAUAUGGGUCCAUUGCCAGAGGAUGUGAAGGAGGGACACUUUGUGGUUCAGACCAUCUAUGAUGGUGAACUAAAGAGAUUUGUCAUUGAAUUGGGAUAUUUAGCUCAUCCAGGUUUCUUGAAGUUGUUAGAGCUGGCCGAGGAGGAAUUUGGGUUUGAACAAGAGGGAGUUCUUGCUGUUCCCUGUGGUCCAAGUGAGCUCUUGAGGAUUCUUGAAACCCGAAAAGAGGGAAGUAGUGAUAAUAGAUGAACUUGUAAACCCAAGCCACAAGAUUGGCAGUUGCUGGAGGGAAGAUACGUGAAUAACUGAAUGUUCCUUUUGGUUUCUCCACUUCUAAUGCUAGUUCUUUGUUAUUCAGGUGUAAUAUGUUCUACAACAAAGGGUGUAUGUAAAUUUUGUUGAUCGAACAAAUGAAAUAAUGUAAAAUGGUCUUGAGGUGUGAUGCCCUUAGGAUUCAUAUUAGCUAUAAGAUUGGUUUAGCCUCGGUAA